Messenger RNA from Callorhinchus milii (elephant shark), 3933 nucleotides. It is a transcript of the gene mmel1, whose product is annotated as membrane metallo-endopeptidase-like 1. Bases 626 to 2923 code for a protein of 765 amino acids. Gene Ontology annotation, molecular function: metalloendopeptidase activity. NCBI's taxonomy places the organism in Eukaryota, Metazoa, Chordata, Chondrichthyes, Chimaeriformes, Callorhinchidae. The transcript is spliced from 23 exons. Gene Ontology annotation, biological process: protein processing. Gene Ontology annotation, cellular component: plasma membrane. The record is from RefSeq and is a predicted model, not a curated record.
CUCUCUAUCUAUCUCUGUCUCUCUGUUUGGGGGGACUGUUUGGACAGUGAUCCACAACUCCUUCUGGCUGCGAAUUUGGGGAGUUCCCAUGGCUGUGCCAGAGUUUCCAGAGAAAGAAAACAGCCAAAGGAAUUAUUUCACAUGCAUCCAACAGCCCCCACCUCCCUGCCUCCCGCAGGAAUGAUCUCAAACCCGAAUCCUCUCUGAAUCCUCCUUUAGCUCUGGCGAAAGAAAGAAUGGAUUAAGGACUCGAUCGUUCAAUGUGUGUGUGUGGAAGGUGGGGAGGAAAUCAGAGGUUCACUUCUUCCAAGACCCCUCCACUUCUUCCAAGACACCCUCCACUUCUUCCAAGAUUCCCCCUCCACUUCUGCCAAGACCCCACUCAACUUCUUCCAAGACCCUCACAGAAAGUUGGCUGAUGUGUCCUUCAAAUCCCAACCUUUGGGGUUUAACCGUUCGCUAGUUGUGAGCCGUGGCAUUCCCGAGUGGCAGCACAUGGCACCGGCUUUGCUCCCGACUCCCGGUCCCCCCCACGCAGCGCGGAUCGAUAGCACCACAUCCUGGAGCAGUAGCCACCACCGGAGCGCUGCGGCGAGUCAGCAUCUGCCACCGGAGAUAACGGGCAAUGGAAGAUCAAACGGAUAAAUGCAUAGUCACGAUCAUGGGAAAGUCGGAAAGCCAGAUGGAUAUCGUUGAGAAAUCCACCAAAUCGGUUAAGAGAAGCUGGACACCACUGGAAAUCGGUCUGGCGGUGUUGCUGGCGCUGAUGACGUGUGCGGUUGUGGCGAUGGUCGUAUUAUACUCGACCGAAAAGGGUGAGCGGCUGAACAAAAAUUCGGAAAAGGUUUGCACAACACAGGGCUGCAUUACCGCAGCCGCUCGGAUAAUCCAGAACAUGGAUUCCUCAGCCCAACCCUGUGAGGACUUUUACAGGUACGCUUGUGGGGGGUGGCUGAACCGCAACAUCAUACCUGAGACUAGCUCCAGGUACAGCAUCUUUGACAUCCUCCGUGAUGAGCUGGAGAUCAUCCUGAAAGGUGUCUUGGAAAGACCAGAUGAAGGGGAUCGCGAUGCUGUUAAAAAAGCUAAAUGUCUGUACAAAUCCUGCUUGAACGAAAGUUUAAUCGAGGAACGAGAUUCGGAACCACUCUUGCAUUUAUUGGAUGCAGUUGGAGAUUGGCCUGUGGCCACAAAUGACUGGCACAUCACACGAGAUGCUGAGUGGAGUCUUGAGAGGAUCCUGCCACGAAUGAACGCCGAUUACAACAAGAGAAUCUUGGUGGAUAUGUUCGUUUGGACAGAUGACAUGGACUCCAGCAGAUAUACGAUUUAUGUUGAUCAGGCUCUGCUCGGAAUGCCAUCCAGAGACUUUUAUUUCGGAGGUGGCAAUAACAAAAAGGUACGUGACGCCUACUUGCAGUUUAUGAUUUUAAUUGCCAAGAUGAUCAGAGAAGACAGAAACCUGACCAAGAACGACAUCUUUGUCCAAGAGGAAAUGGCCAAAGUCCUGGAAUUUGAAAUAGAAAUUGCCAAUGCAACUGCACCACAGGAAGAAAGACACGAUAUUACACAGAUGUACAACAAAAUGACACUUUCUCAGCUUCAGGAAAAGUUUGACCUCAAUGGAUUUAACUGGACCCAAUUCAUUCAAGGAAUCAUGUCAAGUGUAGACAUUGAAGUCUACCCAGAAGAAGAAGUUGUGGUCUAUGCUCCCAGAUACCUCCAGAAGCUUGAGUAUAUACUCCCCAAGUAUUCUAAAAGCACUAUUCAGAAUUACCUCAUCUGGCGACUGGUCAUAGAACGGGUUAGCAAUCUGAGCAGUCGUUUCAAAGAUGCCCGAGCCAACUACCGAAAGGCUCUGUUCGGCACCACUGUGGAAGAAGCCCAUUGGCGUGAAUGCACCAGCUACAUAAACAGCAACAUGGAGAGCGCGGUGGGGGCACUUUACGUGAAGGAAACGUUUGUUGGAGACAGCAAGAGAAUGGUUAAAGAUCUAAUCGAUAAAAUCCGAGAGGUGUUUAUUGAGGCGCUGGAUGAGCUGCAGUGGAUGGAUGAAACUUCCAAGGAAAAAGCGAGGGAGAAGGCCCUGGCGAUCAAUGAACAGAUCGGAUACCCAGACUACGUCCUUGAGGAGGGGAAUCCUAGACUGGACCAGGAAUAUGCACAUCUGGAUUUCAAUGAGAACACGUACUUCGAGAACGUCCUUGACAACCUCAAGGCCAACGCGCAGAAGAACCUGAAAAAGCUGCGUCAACGUGUGGACCGGGAUGCGUGGAAUAUCGGGGCUGCCAUCGUCAAUGCGUUCUACUCACCGAACCAGAAUCAGAUCGUAUUUCCUGCCGGAAUUCUCCAGCCUCCGUUCUUCAGUAAACACCAGCUCCAAACCCUGAACUUCGGAGGAAUAGGGAUGGUGAUCGGGCACGAGAUAACACACGGAUUUGACGACAACGGAAGAAACUUCGACAAAGACGGCAACAUGCUUGACUGGUGGAGCAAUUUCUCCGCGACCCAUUUCAAAGAUCAGUCGCGGUGCAUGAUACACCAAUACGGCAACUAUACCUGGGACUUAGCUGGAGGGCAGAACGUGAGUGGGAUCACUACCUUGGGCGAAAAUAUUGCAGACAAUGGAGGAGUCCGACAGGCCUAUAAGGCAUAUUUAAAAUGGAUGGAGAAAGAACAGGAAGAAAUGAAGUUACCAGGCCUGGAUUUGACCCACGAUCAGCUUUUCUUCCUCAACUUUGCUCAGGUGUGGUGUGGGUCUUACAGGCCCGAGUAUGCCAGCCAAUCCAUCAAAACCGACACGCACAGCCCACUGAAGUACAGGGUGAUGGGCUCUCUCCAGAACUUCGAUGCCUUCGCCGAGGCCUUUCAGUGCAAGAAGGGGAACCUGAUGCAUCCCACGCAGAAAUGCCGCGUGUGGUAAACAGCGAGCGAAGGUCCCGUCAGUUCAAACCAACGGCAAAAUCAUAAAGGUUCAAUGUGGUUGGAAGAAAGCAGUAUCGGCAGAAGCCAAUGGAUGUGCCUAACCAUUCUCCAGUCAAUCACCGCCAAGUUUAUCUGCUCUCCUCGCUGUCGCUCUGAGAGUUGUAUGCAAACGGAUGGAUGUGGGGGUGGGAGGAAAGUGAGGCGUUAACUGUUAAACAUUUUACACCGACUGUUUUAUACCGCGACCAGACUGUUAACUCUUACUUGCUUUUGGAAAUGACGUCAGGGUGCUUUUAACUAUUCGGUGGUGUCUACAAGGAAUGGAAGAGCUGUCUGUGUGUGUGUGUAUAUAUAUAUAUAUGUAUGUGUGUGUAAAUGGUUUAUCCUCAGUGAAUGACGAAAGGAGUCAUUUUAUAAUGACGGCAAAGGAAUCAUUUAGCUGAAAGGGCCUAUUGAUAUAAACUGGUCCCUCAAGACUUGGUGAAUGCUGCAUUUCUUUUGCAUGUUGGGGAUAUUUAACUGGCUGUUUCAUUGCCCAAAAUGCCCCGUUCUCAGUCGCUUGGAGCUGCUUCCCUCUGAAACAAAGUGAAACCGAAAUGUGUUCCUAGUUUCCAGUGCGUCAAUGUGAAACGCUGCACACUAUUGGCGUGAAUGAUUCAUAUGCACAUUUCUAACAAAAUAAAUAUAUUCUAUAUAUUAUAUAUAUAUCAAGGUGCCCCCAUGCAUUGUGUGUCAGUGUAACCAUCAGUACACUUCAUUUCAAGCUUCGAAAGCCUUCUGCAGUUGGUUUUGUCGUGCUUCAGUUUGGAAAUGAAGGUCUGUGUGGACUUUGAUUUCUUUGUAAUAUUUUUAGGAUUUACUCUGCAUUGUUCGUCAUGGAAAAAUGUACAAAGAUUAUUGGAUGAGUUGUCUUCUAUUGGGCUAUUUAAUCUCAACGCCUUGUGUGGACUUAAAUAUAUAUAUAUAUCUGCUCUGUCAUUAUUUCUCAUUAAAUACUUUAUGACUGUU